AUGCAGGAAGAAUCCCGAUUCCUUUCUAGCAUUCACGUCUACCAGAGAGACAACACGUUACUUCCGACCCAGCUCCCAUCUCAAGCGGUCCAGCAGCACCCGUGGAGAACCGAUGUAAACCAUCUCGGCCCGCCCCAGUCUGUUCUGUCUCACGGUCUGUUCAGAGUGCUCCAAAGCAAUGGAGAUGCCGCUUGUCUCAACGUACACUACACGGACCUUUGUGACCCUCCUGACCUGUACGCUGCGCUCCGUGAGGAGCAGAUCCUUCCACCCUGUGAAGAUAUGAACCCCGAGGACCCCGGCAUGAUUCCCUGUGAGCAAGAGUUGAGAUUUGAAGGCGAUCUUUACACCCCGAGAUGGAUUCGAGGUCGUGGUAACAAGCGGGAGGGUUGGUGUGGAAUCUGCAAGCCUGGGCGAUGGCUUGUGCUAAAGAACUCGGCGUUCUGGUAUGACAAGUCGUUCUCUCAUGGUAUCAGCGCCGCCACCGGAAACCCAUUCCAUGAACCUCAACAGAAGAGGCUUAUGGAUGGAAAGGACUUUGGGGUGUCUGUGGACAGUGGAUUGCACUUAUUAGCAGCAAGAAGGAGGGAACUACCUGGUUUAGACACGCUUAUAAGUGUCACACGCACCUUAAGGUGA
Fusarium poae is the source of this 639-nucleotide messenger RNA. RefSeq lists its product as uncharacterized. The transcript has 2 exons. NCBI's taxonomy places the organism in Eukaryota, Fungi, Ascomycota, Sordariomycetes, Hypocreales, Nectriaceae. Bases 1 to 639 code for a protein of 212 amino acids. The record is from RefSeq and is a predicted model, not a curated record.